AUGUACGCAAUGGGAGUGGGAAACAAUCUUAUGAUACCAUACGCUUCAGCAGUCAUCAUGGAGAUAUUCAAGGAAGGCAACGAAUACCAAGUUGAGUUUCUCUUCCGGAACGAUACCACAAGAGCACCGUAUCCGUUGACGAUUCCCAAUUGUGGUUCUCCUUGUACUGUGGACAGCAUGGCUAAGCAGUACCACAGCAUGCUUCUCAGCAGUUAUGCUGAUCAACAGAAGGUUUGUGUCAUCUAUAGAUGUGAAGAAGAUUAA
Messenger RNA from Ostertagia ostertagi, 264 nucleotides. Lineage: Eukaryota; Metazoa; Nematoda; Chromadorea; Rhabditida; Trichostrongylidae. The record is from the annotation of a GenBank genome assembly.